Messenger RNA from Zophobas morio, 8366 nucleotides. Its product is annotated as protein lava lamp-like. The record is from RefSeq and is a predicted model, not a curated record. The coding region runs from base 93 to 8201 and encodes 2702 amino acids. The transcript is spliced from 6 exons. NCBI's taxonomy places the organism in Eukaryota, Metazoa, Arthropoda, Insecta, Coleoptera, Tenebrionidae.
AAUCUAAAUGGUUGACGUGUAAGUGAUGACAGCAACAUAAUAAACACUUUUUCUUCCAGUUAACAUAUUGUGGCCAAAAUAAGGUAACCAAAAUGUGGAAGGGUCCUGGGCAGGACCCCGGCGGAGGCCCCGAGACGGGGCCGCCCCCCGGCUCCAGUCAAGAACUGUCGGACCUCAAAGACCAGUUCGAGCAACAACAAGUCCUGAUAGCACAACUCAAGGAAAUGAUACGUAAGAACGAGCAGAGCAACGUCACCCAGGAAAAAGUCGAUGAAUAUAUGAACACUCUUUCGAAGCGCGGGGGCAGAGCCAAGAAGCUGAAGCGCGACGACGACAAUAAAAAAACAGCUGAGAUUCCCGCCAGUCAGAAAAUCAGUUUGUUGCGUCAACAAGUGGAGGAGAAUAAGGUGCGGCUUGCGGAAAGAGGAAAAAGCAAGAAGGGGAUUGAGGAUAUGGUGACACAGCUGAAGGCACAGUUGGACGAUUCGCAGCAGUUGAUUUCGCCGCUGAAUUUGUCGCUGCAGGAUACCAAGGAGUAUAGUGAGAGUUCGAGCGCGCAGGAACUCUACACUGUGUUGUUGACUAAGGAGAAGCGAAUCAGCGAUUUGUUGGCCAAUGUGCAAAAAUUGGAGUCCAAUGUGCUUGAUUUGCAAGAGAACGUGAAAGAAAAAGAUUCCGUGAUUGACGCCAGAACGAAAGCGAUUACUUUAAUGACAGAGAACUUAAGUAGGAAAGGCAAAAACACCUUAGACGCUCUGGAUGAAACAAAGGAGCAGAUGAGGAAAAUGCAGGAGAAUUUCGUCGCUCUAGAAGCAGAUAUGAAGGCCAGACAAAUGAAACUACUGGAUGAUUUGAGACAAAAGAACUACGAGAUCGCGGAACUACAAGAAAUUAACGGGAGUUUGGAGAAGCAGAUGGAGGAGCUAAAAGAGACUAGACCCGCAGAAGACACAGAAUACACAGAAGAGUUGGAAGGGUUAAGGGGUGAUAAUUCAAGAUUAACAGAAACUGUAGCCCAAAAAGAGUCAAAAAUCAAAGAGUUGGAGGAAAGCAUAGCUGCGUUCAAACAAAAAGAGUCAGACAAUACAGAAAGUGAGGAAAUAAGUAAGCUUAAAAAGCAAUUGGAAGAGAGCAAUAAAAACAUGAUUAAAGUCAAAGCCCAACACAAGUCAAAAGUGAAAGAGUUGACGAAAAAAAUUGACGCUUUUAAAAAAGUUAGUGACGUGAACGCCGAAAUCGUCAAGUUUGAAGCGGAAAAUAGCCGGCUUCAGCAGAGAAUCGCCGAAUUAGAAGAAGAAAAAGGUAGUUUGCAGUUGAAACUGGUGGAGUCUGAUUCUGUUAAAGGUUCUGAAGCACCAGAAUAUAAAAUUGAGUUAGAAGAGAGAAUCCAGGACCACGAGAGACAGCUGGAAGAAAAAGACAAAGUCAUAUCCAUUUUAGAAGCUGAAAUUUCCCGUUCGAAGUCCGAACUCGUCUCCCUAACCGAAAAACUGACCGCCCUUUCGCACUUGGAGAACGCCCAAGUCACCUCCGAGAUGGCGUCGAUUCAGUUCGAGGAGCAGAUGGAGAGUCUCGAGAACGAAAAGAAGCAACUAUCGACCGAAAACGACACCCUAGCCAAAGACAAAGAGCAACUGCUCGAGACGAUCGAGCAGCUGAAGAAAGAAAAAGCGGAGAUUUCGGGCAAGCUCGACCACUACAUCCAAGAGAACAUGGAGCUGAUCGACAAGCUCGAGAAACUGAGCGCCGAGAAGGUCUCCUCGGCCGAGAGCAUCGAAAUCGUGGAGGCGCUGACUCAGCAGGAGAAGCUCGAGUUGGAAGCGUACCAGAAGAACUUGGAUAUGGUGGCGGGCAAUCUGAAAACGAGCGAAGAGAAUCUGCCUCAGGUUGAUUUGAAUGAGAGUGUUAAUGAACUGACGGAAGAAACUUCCGAACUUUUGCAGAAAAUCGAGUUGUUCACGGUGGAGAGGAGAGAGGUGAUGGAGAAGAUGGAGCAGUUGAAGCAGGAGAAUUUGAGUCUGAGUUUGAAGAUUAAGGAGAUCGAGAAUAACAGAGACGUGCUGGCGGAGACUUAUGAACAGCUGCAAAGCGAGAAGGAGGUGUUGGAUGCGAAGAUAGAAACAGUAGAAGGGGAGAACACCACUCUCAAAGAGAAACUAAACCAAAUGAGCGAAAACACGCGAGACGACGAAGACCAGUCAGCCAAAAUUAAAGAGUUAGAAGAUGAAAUAAGCACGACUAGAAAAAUUACGGAAGAUUUAGAAGCGCAGAAUUCGUCUUUGAAAGAAAAACUAAACCAACAAAACGAAGAUCGUGAAAAAGACGAUACCGCAAGUAAAGAAAUCGAAGAAAAAUCUUCCCGAAUUCGUCAAUUGGAAGACGAAAUAGCUUCCAAUAGAAACUUAGUUGAAGAAAAAGAGACGCAGUUGCACGACUUGACCCAACUAGUCCAAACUGCGCAGUCGCAAUUAGACGACAGAAGCAAAGAAAUCAGCCAAUUGAAUAACACCAUCAUCGACUUAAACCGCACCCUCGCCGACCUCGAAAACGACAACAAAAGCCUCCAAAUGAAGAUAACCCAACUAGAAGAGCACAAAUCCAACCUGAACCAACUAAUCGACAAAAACCAAGAAGAACUAGAAGCCAUAAGCAACACAGAAUGGGAGAACCGCCGCCUCCUCGAAAGCAAAGACAACGAAAUCACCAAACUCAUGAAAGAGCGCGACAACACCGAAAGCGUGAUUCUAGAUCUUCAGAAAACGAUCCGCGAGAAAGACGAAACCUUCCACAAGAUGACUUCCGACUUCAAAAACAAGUACUUACACCUGCAGAAGCAGUUAGAAGAGAACUCCGGAAGCCUCCAAAACAUCACCGCGCCUCUGCAAGCCAAAAUCGAAGAACUCACUUCCAAAAACAAAGAACAGCUAGAAAAAAUGAAGAAAAUCGCCGCUAACUUGAAGAAAAAAAAUCAAGCGUAUCAGGAACUCGAAGACAAACUUAAAGAUAGUCAAAGUCGGCAUGAAGUUGAAAUUAAGACUUCGUUGCAGCAGUUGCACGAUCUAGAAAGCGAAUUCUCGCGGCUUCAACAACAAUUGGACGAUAAGUGUGAAGAAGUGAGGGUUUUGGAGGAGAAGAACGUUGAUUUGCAGAACGUCAUCACGGAGUUGAGGGUGAAAGUGGAUAAGAGCAACGAAGUGAGUCUGCAGCAGGAGUUGCUGCUAACUAAGGAGAAUCUAGGGAGUGUGGAGAGCUCCCUGAGGGCGAAAAUACAGGAGUUGGAGAUGAUCAUAGAGACUCAGGAGGGCGAGUUGACGAAAGUGCGCGAUCGUUGCAGCCGACUGGAGGAAGGCAUCUCCUUCGUGGAGGAAAGAAGGUUGAGUUUGGAGCGCAAAGCCAACGAACUGGGGGCGGAAUUGGAGGAGAAGGCCAUCACGUGUGAAGAAAUGAGCCGCAGCGAAGAUUUGUUGGAAAAGAGGUUGGCAGCACUGACCGCACACGACGAAGCCAUCGAGAAAAAAUUAGAAGACGCGGUUAGUGACAAUCAGGAGUUGAAUCAGCAGAAUCAGAAGCUAGCGGCGAAGAACGAGAAGUUGAAGAAGAUCGUAGAAGAGUUCAGAGAGAAAAUACGGGAUUUGGAGGGGCAACAAGGCGUCGUGGAAGAACUAGAAACACAGAACGAGGAAUUGAAGAAACAGAUUCACGUUCUAGAAAGCGACUUGAAGACUUUGCAAAAUGAGUAUGAAAAAAUGGUAGAGGAAAGUAAGAACGACUUUGACAAAGUGAGUGGGGAUUGGCAGGCGCAGUUCGAAGAAAUUCUAACGGAGAAAGGGGAGUUGAUGAUCAAGUGUGAGAAGUUUGAAGAAGAAUUGAAAGAAAUCACUGAGAAAGAGCUCGGAUUUAACAACGAAUUGAUCGAGUAUAAGACGAAACUAGAAAGUAGCGAAGUCGAAAUGCGGUCGUACGAGGAACAAAUCCAGAGGUUGUCGAAGGAGAAAGAAGAGUUAGAGAAAUUGAGAGAGACGGUGAUUCAACAAGAAGACGUCAUACGCAACUACGAAGAAAAUAUGUCUUCAAUGACCACACAGAACGACGAAGCGAAGAAGGAACUUGAAGCCUUGAAACAAGCUCUUGUGGAAAAGGAAGAAAAUAUACAAUCGUUGCGAAGCGAAAACGAAGAUAUAAAGACAACAGAAAGCGAAUUGCGGAAGAUAAUCACCGACAAAGAAUCCGAUCUUCAAAAUCUUCAUAGACAACAACCGUCACACAAUCUGGCGUCGUUCUUCGACACCGUACCUCGUGAAGAUCCCGCCGUCACCCGACUCCAACAAGAACUCGCCUCAUCCAGAACCAAAAUCGAAGAUCUUGAAAAGACCAUCCAGAGUUUGAAGCCGACAGUUCCUGAUUCACAACCCAUUCCCACUUUCGUGUGGUCAGGCCAGACCAGCGAUCCGUUCGAUUUCAUAGAACCCACGAAAGCAACCACCCUGAACGCCCCCCCACCACCCGAAAACACCCACCAAGACCUACAAGACAAAGUCAAAACUCUAGAAUUCAUGCUCUUCAACUCGGAAAGAGAAAAAGAAGACGCUCUUGGUCAGUGUCAAGAACUCACCAACGAGCUGACGCGCCUCAUCUACGAAAAACAACAGAAUGUAGAAUCUCAAAUAUUGCAACCAAGUGACAUUAUUGACACCCCUGACACUUGCAAAGACCUGCGGAAGAUCGAAUUUGAAGAAACGCAAGCCCCGCAAGUGUCGUCAUUGGAAGGAGGUCCGGUUGUUGAAGAGGUGGUACAUGCCAAGGACGCAUAUUUGUGUUAUGGCGACGACAAACAAGUCGAGUCACAGAUCCUGUCAGAAGUUGACAUCGCCGACACUCCUGCCACCCGUCGAGAACUCCUAAAUCUCGAGUUUGAAGAAACCCAAACCCCGAUUAGUAGCGAUAGACCGGUGAAAGAGGAACCUUGUACGUCCAGAGAGGCGUAUUUGUGUUAUAACACCUUCGGGGAGAACGACGAUGGCUGGGGUUGGGGUCCUGAAGAAGCUAAACUAGAGGAAGAACACCAAAGGAGCGAAAACGUCGACAGUUUGUGCACUCGAAUCCGCGUCCUGGAGGCAGAAAGAGAGAACCAUUUGGAAGAAAUCCGACAACUGCAAGUGAAAUCCGGGAAGUUGAUCAAGAAGUUGAAGGAGUUUAAAGUGAAGAACGAAGAACUGAGUCAGCGGAAGAAGUCAGAGGGCGACUUAUUCAACUUAGACGACGCGAUUCAAGAGGAGUUGAAGCUGCAGAUACAACAAGUGGAGAAGAAGUUGAAGGAGACGGCAGCCGAGUUAGAAAAGGAGAGGAGCGAAAAGGGAGCUAUUGUAAAGAAAAUCGACAUCUUAACCACCGCCAACGAGAGAAUGGUGGAAAUGAAGGAAAAACAAGACAUAGAGUUGCUCGGUUGGCAACAAAACGUCAGAGAGUUGAGCGCGAAACUCGAACGCCUGGAAUGGGGGGACGACGGAUUUGCCUCCGUCGACAAAUCAUCACCAGCGAAAAUCAAAGUUGAAACCGGAGAGGGUGAACUUUUGGCCAAGCGGAUCGAGGAGUUGAACGAAACCAUCAAAGAGUUGACGCUCGACAACGAGGAGUUGCAGGCGCUCCUGGAAGAACAACGAGAACUGAGAAUACAGGCGGAGAAGUCGACCAGUCAGGUGGAUCCAGAGCGGGAGAUUCUCGCCGAAGAAACGAAACGACUGCAAAGAGAGUUGCAAGUGAGCGUCGAGGAGAAGAAACAACUCCAAGACGAAACAAACGAACUGAUUCGAAAGAACACCGAACUGAGUCACAAGUUUGACGACAUCCAGAAACAGUAUUCCGAGCUUGACGCUUUCAGAGCUACGAAAGACGAUUUGAUCGCCCAGUUGAACGCGAAAUUGUCGGACGCGGAAGUCUCCCUAGAAAACGAUAAAGAUCGACUGGUACAAGAAAUGGACUCCAUUCGGGAGUCAGUGGAGACCGAAAACCACCAACUGUUGACAGAAUUGCAAGAAAAGAACGUGCAAAUAGAGGCUUUAAUAACCUCUCAAGCCUCAACCGAGCAAGAAAAACUAUCCCUCUUGAACGAACUCCAAGACAAGAACGCCCAAAUUGAGUCUUUGAGGGCUUCAAUGACCUCCCAAACCUCCACCGAGCACGAAAAAGAAGUCCUAUUUAAAGAACUCCAACAAAAGAACGCGCAAAUCCACACCUUACAAGAGUCCUUAGAUGCAGACAUCUCCUCCCUGAAGCAAGAACUCGACAACGAAAUCAAGAAAGCCGAGACUCUCGUUCAGGAAAAGCAAGUCUUGAGUGAGACUCUUUCUGGAAAGGAGACGGAAAUCGUGAGACUGUCAGCGGCUAUGGAACAAAUGACUCAAGAGUGGGAUAUGAGGAUCGACCAAAGAGGCUUCGACGUUGCGGAAAGCUGGAAACUGCAUUUGGAGUCCAGGGAGACCGAGUUUGCCCAAAUCGAGACUCUCUUGAGGAAGGAAAUCGGCGAACUCGAGGAAAAAACUAACGCGCUUGUCAACGAAAACAACGAGUUGAGGAAAAACGUAGACGCGGAGAUUCGAAACGAGGUUGACAGGGUUGCCGCUUUGCAACAACAAAUCAACGACAGGCAGCAAUACAUUAACGAUUUGACGAGGAGUUUGCAGGAAAAACAGAGCGAGGUGGAAAAAAUACAAGAGGAGUUGGAUAGUACGAAGAAGGGUUUGGAAGAUGAGAAAAUGAUCAUAGACGCGGUGAUCCAGUUUAUAAACCAAUCGAAAGAAGUAGUCGAACGUGAUAAAGAUUCUUUAAUUAAAGUAUAUUCUGAGAAAGAGCAGACCAUUCUAACGCUACAACGCGAGUUAGAAGAAACCAAAUCCACCCUUACUCGUUUACAAGAAGAGCAUUCCGCAAAACUACAAGAAGUACAAACUUUGGCUAAUCAGCUCGAAGAACGCAACCAAACUAUAACUGCACUCACCAAUCGCGUCCAAGAGAUGCAACACCUGAAGGACUACGAACACGAGAACAUUGAAAACUUGCAACAAAACCUCCUAGACUAUCAACAAAUUAACACCAAUAUCAACAGUCAGCUACAAAUGAAGAGCUCCCAGCUCGACGAUAAGGAAAGAGAGAUCGGGCGAUGGAAACAAACACUUGAUGAGAAAGACAGAGAGCACGCUUACGCUAUCGAGAAUCUGUCUCAAGAAUAUAGAGCUUCCAUUAACGAACAGUCGCAGGAAAUCGAGACUCUGAAGCGACGAAUCGCGGACACCGAAAACCACUACGAAGAGUUACUUAGUAGUAGGGAAAGUGAGCUCGAAAGUGCUCGAUUUGAACUGGGCAACCAAUCAGAAACCGCCACGAGUAAAACUAAAGAAAUUGACGCUCUCGCUGCACAAUUGAGCGCCAAAAUCGAAGAAUGCGCAAGCUUGGAGGCGAAGAUCAACGAACAGAGUGUGUUGAUAGAUGAAGAAAACCGACAGUUGAGUGAAUUGAGGGGGAUAAUUGAAGAACAAGUUCUAAAAAUUGAAGAUUUGAAAACCGAGUUGUAUCAAAAGAGUAAUGAUUAUGAUUCGUUGAUUGCCGAGAUGGAUAUCAGUCGUACCAACGUGAAAGCAACUGAACCAUCGCGCCCGAAAGUUGAAGAAAACGAAGAUUUAACUGAGCCAGUGAGUCGGGCCGAGUUAGAUUUGGCGUUGUAUAUGUUACACCAGAGGGACGUCCGUUGCGAGGAGUUAACAGUCGAGUUAACACAGUUAUUGGAAGAACGCGAUACUCUUCAACUCCGGCUGUCCAAUGUCAUUCGAGAGAAAGAAGAAUUGGGGAGAAAAAUCAAAGAUGUUGAGGUUGUUGAAGCCGCUGUUGCUCCUAGUACGAGUACGUCUGAUAAAGUCAAGAUGGAAGUGGCAGUGGAAGCUUUUGAUCCUCUUACAACUAAGUUGUCUGAGUUGAAAACGGUGGGGUAUAAGAAGGAUAAGACGAUUGUGGAUGAGCAGGAGUUGCGGCGGUUGCAGCAGUUCUCGAUUAUGCAGCAGCACCGGGACGCCGCGUCCAAGCUGCCGCCAGAGGCCGCCGCCAGGCUGGUGGACGCCAGUUACACCUUAUCCCGUGAUGUGCAAAGUCCGUCGAAGGUCUUGCUGAACUGGCUCUGGGGCCGGAGUACGCCUAAAGUAAAUAACAUAUAGUCGAAAAUGUGCCUAAAUAUUUUUAACAUGUUGCGUGUAGCGUGAUAAGGUUCAAAUGGUUGUUGUACAGGAAUUUUUGUAAAAUUUGUAAUAUAAAACUGUCGGCAUUUAUUGUAUAAAUAAUUGAAAUGUGCUUUGAGCAAUAAACUAUUUAUAGAACAUCAA